This is a messenger RNA of Owenia fusiformis, 1902 nucleotides long. The record is from the annotation of a GenBank genome assembly. Lineage: Eukaryota; Metazoa; Annelida; Polychaeta; Sabellida; Oweniidae.
AUGUUUCGAAUCUUUAUUUUAGGAUUAUGUGUUUUCAUGGUUUCCUUGGUUGUAAUUGGCAAGAAAAACGAUACUGAAUUUGGUGACAAGGUGGAUGAGAAUGGCGAUGACGGAGUUGAUGGCGAUACUGAAGAUAAUGAUAGAGAUGGUGCUGGCGGAACGAUUGGUGGAGAUGACGGUAGUGGCGAAGCUGACGAUGAUAAUGAUGGUGAAAAAGAUGAUGAUCAAAAAGAUGACGAUAGUAGUAAAGGUGAAGAUGUUACGGAUGAUCAUAAAAAUGAUGACGAUGAUAAAGAUAAAGACGACGAUGAUGACAAAGAUGACGAUAAAGACGAUGAGUAUGGUAUUUAUGACUACACCGAUUGGCGUGACCACUCCACGCCCACCUCACUAUCAUGUGAGCUUGGAAACGCAGUAGCAAGAGUUAAAUCGUUACCAACUGACGGUCCUUUUCAGACUUUGGAAACACUGAUGAAUAUAACAAGUAACAUUUACGACAGUGUGACAAGCUUAAGUAAGAAGAACGUAGAACUGGCGGCAAAGAUAACCAAACCUAUGAGACGAGAUUUGCGAGCACUGAGUGUAAACCUGAAAGGAAUUCUUCACGAAUACAAACAGUUUUCUCAAUACUUUCGUUUUAUUGAGCGCAUUUUUACAACAUUUCAACACCACAUUCCCACCAACCAUGGCUAUACUGAUGUCGAGUCUUACUUGAAGGAAGUUGCGGCGUUAUUUGACAAGGAUAUAAAAUGGUGGAAAUUAUAUGCAUCAAUUAAUGGACUUUAUGAUUUUGGAAAAACAUUGGAGACCAGUUUAUCGACAGUUUACGAUCAAAUGGUAAACAAGAAAGCCAAAUCGAAAAUGUUCAAAAUUCAUAACAAAAUCUCACAGCUCCAGAUACUUGUCAUUCGUAUUAGUAGUGACGUGUUGAUAUCAAAGACGAUUGCAGAGAGGUUUUUGGAUAAACAUGGUGUCAAGUUUCAAUGUGAUGGCUGUUUGGAUUACACAGAUUCGUAUUGUCUCGAUGGAAUUUGUAGGCCUGGCUAUACUGGAUAUGCGUGUCAGUUAGAGAAGACUGACUUUGGUAGAUGUACAAGGGGUGGGAAUGGAAAUGUGAUGACAUUUGAUGGAAAUGAAUACAAGCCAUACCAGAGCGACACAACAGGACUUUCCGUCUACCAAGGAGGGACGUUCCUGUCUUUCAGUAUAAGCGACAUUAUCUUUAUUGAUACCAUUCCAGCCAUCACCGUUGCCAUGAUGAAAGAGGUUUACACACUAAUGGCGAACGGGAUAGUACAAGUGAAUGGUGAGCCAGUUGCCCUCCCUUUGACGAAGACUUACUCAACACCAGAGUCACCUAUCAACGGCAAAGUGACAGUUCAGCAGAAUGGACAGGCGCUAGUUCUGCAGUCAAACAUACACCAACUAACUGUGGAAUUUUCCACUGACGGAAGCAAUGACGUCAGUGUUUCGUUGUGUGUAUAUUGGGAGACAUUGGUGUCGGGAAAAUGUGGCAGUUUUAACAAUGGUGGUAUUACUGAUUUUACUGAUUUUGGCAAUUGAAACCAAGGGCUACUUCAUGCACCACAAGGGCGGAAUUGGUUCUGACUGGUGAUUGGUUAAUAUAACAUAUGUUGAAGCGUAUCCGUUGUCAACAAUAUGCUGUUUUUGGGCGUUUCAUUUUCGAAUAAUGGAUUCAACCAUCUACCUGUACUUUACAUUAAUUUAUGAAAUAAACUAUACCUAACGUAUUCAAUAUUGUCCAAACUUAUUGUAGCACAUAAACAUAAAUAAACAUUGGGUUAUUAUUCAAAGAGAAUAUAUUGAGUUAUUUGAGUAAAGCACAUCAGUUUGAUCCUUCUUUGAGCCCGGUCUUGAUCUCAGGAUUUACAUCGUGAAAUG